Messenger RNA from Glycine soja, 1387 nucleotides. RefSeq lists its product as uncharacterized. The transcript is spliced from 2 exons. The record is from RefSeq and is a predicted model, not a curated record. The coding region runs from base 278 to 976 and encodes 232 amino acids. NCBI's taxonomy places the organism in Eukaryota, Viridiplantae, Streptophyta, Magnoliopsida, Fabales, Fabaceae.
CAAAUGUCAACGCCCUCACAUAUCUGACGCCUCUGUCUCGAUCCUUCUUUCUCUCCCUUCAUAUAUAUCCUUCAUCAGCACACCAUUUUAUCAACUCUUGUAUACCUAACACUACCCCGUACGUCAAAAGUGUACCUCUCUCUUUCUUUUUCUUUGAUCAAUUCAAUCUCCUUGACACGAUAUCCAAAUUAAACCAAGACCCAGAAAGUGAUCAAGAAGAUAAAGAACCACAAAGAAAGAAGAUACAUACACUCACAUAAGUACAUACAUACACACCAUGAAGCUCGUUUGGUCUCCCGAAUCAGCCUUACAAGCUUACAUAGAUACGGUUAAAUCAUGUGAGAAAUUCAAGGAAACCGGGGUACCAGAGUUGCUAUCAGCCAUGGCUGCAGGAUGGAACACGAAAUUCAUAGUAGAAUCAUGGUCCUACGGUGGUCCCAUAGCUGCAAGCGUAGGCCUAGCAGUUGCAGCUCGCAACACGGGUGCAAGACACGUGUGCAUAGUCCCUGAUGAACGGUCGAAGAUGCAGUACAUAACGGCCUUAGCCGAGAUGGGGGUGUCGCCGCCGCCGGAGGUGGUGGCUGGGGAGGCGGAGGCUGCGGUGGCGCGGCUGGCGGGGCUAGACUUUCUGGUGGUCGAUUGCAAAAGGAAGGAGUUCGCUAGGGUUCUGAGGGUGGCUAAGGUGGGUCCAAAAGGAGCGGUUUUGGCAUGCAAGAAUGCAUGGCAGAGAAACUUUUGUGGCGGCUUCAGAUGGAACAUGGUGCUACAAAAAGGUGUCCGUAUAGUUAGGUCAGUUUUCCUUCCUGUUGGGAAGGGUUUGGAUAUUGCAUACAUAGGGAGUAGUAGAAGUGGUGUAUCACCGGCACCACCACCACCACCAGCAACAACUUCAAAGACUCGUCCUAGCCGUUGGAUCAAACACAUAGAUCAACAAUCAGGAGAAGAACACCUUUUCAGAGACUCAUCAUCCCAUUAGAAGAAGAUAAAAUAAAUUUAUUAGUCUGGUUUCACGUUUCGGAUGUGAUUUUCCACAUUUUGAAAGUGAUUUUCAGAAGUUAUUAGUUAUAGCUUUUUUCACAUCUCAAACGCGAUAUUUUUUUUUUCUUUUAUUCUGAACGUGUUGCUAAAUAUGCUAUAUGUCGUUUACUCUAAUGGGUGUAGUUUGAAUGACUUGAAUGGCUAAGUUGUAUUAUUAAUGAGUCAAAGAUGAUGAUCAAAUUCAUAUAACUGGGUUUGGGACUUUUGAGGAUAUAGAAAUUCAAGCUGCCAAAUUGCUUGUUAAAAAAAAAAAAUAGUGUUCUUACAUAUGACGGUUUCAGCUUAUAUUAUUAUAUCUGGGAUUGAUGGCUAAGGAAGAUUAGUUUUUAUGAAAUGAUGUAAAUUAUAA